Messenger RNA from Cyprinus carpio (common carp), 1161 nucleotides. It is a transcript of the gene txndc17, whose product is annotated as thioredoxin domain containing 17. The record is from RefSeq and is a predicted model, not a curated record. Gene Ontology annotation, cellular component: cytosol. Lineage: Eukaryota; Metazoa; Chordata; Actinopteri; Cypriniformes; Cyprinidae. Gene Ontology annotation, molecular function: protein-disulfide reductase [NAD(P)H] activity.
ACGCAUUUCUUCACCCUUCACACACCGCUGUUAUCGUCAGCUGACUUAGAGUUGGACUUUGUCACUGAACUGAUUCCCAGUAAACACUAAAUAGUAAAUAAAUCAUGACUAAAUACGAAGACGUUGCUGUUCAUGGCUACGAGGAAUUUUGUAAAGCUGUGUCGGAAAGAAAAGGAAAAGAGAUAUUCGCUUACUUCUCUGGAGAUAAAGAUGACCAGGGCAAGAGCUGGUGUCCGGACUGUGUGAAAGCAGAGCCAGUGGUCAGAGGAGAGCUGUCUUAUCUGCCUGAGGGAUCUGUCUUCAUUUACUGCCAAGUAGGAGAUAGACCUUACUGGAAGGACCCAAAUAAUGACUUUAAGAAGACUCUGAAGCUGACUGGAGUACCCACACUGCUGCGCUACGGGACGCCCCAGAAGCUGGUUGAAGAGGAGUGUUUUAAGGCAGACCUGGUUCGAAUGUUGUUCACAGAGGAUUAAUGUCCUGUCACAUACUGCUUGAUGACAACCGCAUUUCAAUUUUUUAUUUUUUUUUGAAUGACUGACACAGUUUUUCUGCUAUUCAUUUUGUCAUUUGUAAUCUGUGCUUCUGCUCUGCAAUGUUCAGCAAAGCAAACUGUGGCCUGGAAUUAUUCUGUGGUGAUUGUACAAGUCUGGAAAGCAUUCGACCAAAUUAAACUGUGCAUACAAUGAAGAUUUCAUUUGUAACAUCGUUAGACAUUUCAAGUUUACUAUCUAGUGAUUUUCAAAAAAGGGACUAAACUACACUUUCAAACAACUUUAAGGGAUAGUUCACCCCAAAAAUGAAAAUCUUCAUCAUUUACUCACCGUCGAGUGGUUCCUAACCUUUAUGAAUUUCUUUCAGCUGUUGGAACACAAAAGAAUAUAUUUUGAAGAAUGUCGGUAAACAGUUGACGGUAGCCAUUGACUUCUAUAGCAUGAAAAAAUACUUUUGUAUUCAGCAGAAGAAUGAGGCUCAUACAGGUUUGAACAAGUGGAGGGUGAAUAAAUGAUGACACAAUAUUCAUUUUGAGUGAACCAAAGAUUGAAGAACUCAAAUCAAAUACAGUAAACAUGCAUAAUGAAAAUUGAUAUGAUUAUGGCUGUUGCCAUUUUGAUUGUUUGUUUAAAUUCAGAAUAAAAAAUAAAAUGCUUUGCAAAUCUA